Cucumis sativus (cucumber) is the source of this 717-nucleotide messenger RNA. Its product is annotated as MLP-like protein 31. The transcript has 2 exons. The record is from RefSeq and is a predicted model, not a curated record. Lineage: Eukaryota; Viridiplantae; Streptophyta; Magnoliopsida; Cucurbitales; Cucurbitaceae. Gene Ontology annotation, biological process: defense response. Bases 68 to 526 code for a protein of 152 amino acids.
GGGUAGUCAUCCUAGAAUCAUAAUAUUUUUCAGUUGUUUUCUUUCUGCAUAUAAGAAUAAAAUAAAAAUGGCUCAAAUUUCCCAAGUGUCUGCUGAUGUUCAAAUUAAAUGUGGUGCUGAGAAGUUCUAUGGUUUUUUUAGGAAAAAUAUGUUCCAAUUGGCCCAAAUGUUUCCCAAAAACCUUCAUGCUUGUGAAUUCCUUGAAGGAAAUGACUUUACUACCGGCGCUCUCAUGCAGUGGUCUUAUGAUAUUGUUGGCCCUGCAAAAGUGAAGGCAAAAGUGGAUGAUGUGGAUGAACAAAACAAGUCAAUCACAUACGAAGCUGUUGAAGGAGAUAUACUAAGCCACUACAACUUUUUCAGAGCCAAGUUCCAAGCCUCCCCCAAUGGAGAAAGCGGCAGCGCCACCGUGAAGUGGACGAUCGAGUUCGAGAAGGCAGACGAGAACAUCCCUACCCCGGAAGCUUACCUGGACUUUGUUUCUAAGCUCUCAUUGGGACUUGAUGCUUACCUUGCUACCAACUAAAUAAUCAAAUACCCACUACAACUUGAUGCUUACCUUUCCUUGGAGAUGCUGCAAUGUUAUUAAGUAUUAUUAUGAAUGUAUUUGGACUUUAAUAAAAAGGGGCAAUUGUUAGAUGGCCGUUGCUUUCCCAUUCUAAGUAAUAUGUAUUCUACUGUUCUAUCUUUGUUGCGAUUAUUUACUGCAAAUUCCAC